GGUUUUCUUUGGUCCUUCUUUCUCUCUUUUUUUUGUCCCCUGUGUGGGUCGCAGAAGGUGCUAGUUUGGUCGCCAGCAAAUCAAUACUGCUAUUCACAAUCGACCUCCGUGUCAACCAAGCGAAAGACCUCUUAGACAGUGAAGCAGGCUGCUUACGGUCCUACUGAGUUGGUCAUGUUUGACAUUCUCAACAAUAUGAAGCGCAAAUCGAUGUCUUUCGUGCCAUCUUCUCAGCUGCCUGCCGUAUCCAGCAAGGUGUACGAUUCUCCUCCUCUGAAGAAGCGCAAAACUGAGGAGCAAACUCCCGAAGUAUCAGCUUCCUCCGCACCAAAAUUUCCACCCCACUUGUUGCCAUCGCCUAUUGGUUUAUCGAAUAUUUUCAGGAGUUCCGAAAACGAUCUUUACAGCGACACUAGGCGGCGGCAUAUCAUGCACCCUUAUACUAUACCGGACUCGCAAAGCUCCGGGAGCUCUCAAUCUCAGUCGCAAUCGAGUCAAUCCGCCCAAACCACCGAACAGCUUCUUUUACCAGUCGAAAAAGAACAGUCUCCUCAGAUUCUGUCGACCGAAUCACCAGCGCUGGCAGAUCGCUCUCUAGAUCAUGAUGAUAUGUCAUUCCGGCAAUCUACAUUAGGCAAACGUUUAACCCAUGUUUACCCUUCCGAUCAAUACCGGCCAUCGACAACAUGGAGUCAAGCCUCGACGUUCUCGCCGUCAGGCGGUGCGACCCCACUUUUGUCUUAUUCCUCUCCUGUUCCAACAACAGCGCUUUUACCUGCACGUCCCGGAACGCCCUCGUCGGUUCAGGACCUGGUUUCGCAGCCUGACUCGCGGUUUCCUUCCAACACCAAUCAAGCUCUUGGUGCCCAAUCUGUCCGAAUGAAUGCGGAGGCUGGUACCAGAUUUUUGUUACCCGAGCCGAGAAUAUCAAAUAAUACUCGUGGUGCAAAUCAUUGCCCGCCUCAGUUAGUAUCGUAUGGAACCAAUCCGAUUCCUUCCAGGUGGGAUGCGAUUGAGCUCCCAUCCUUGGAACGCGACAGCCUAUCUCGGCAUGUUGACUCGGCAUACGGAGGUCAUGUUCUUUCUAAACGCAAUGCUUCUCCAUUCAUGCAGGAUCGCAGUGUUCCUGCACCGCCAUCUGGUGGUGAUCCCUGCUCGCCCACGGCAUCGAACUUGCUGCACUCGGAUGGUGGGCAGAUCUCAUAUCCUCAUUCGAGAACUAGCUCGGCCGAAAGUCAAUAUGCCUCGGCGUCUUCAACAGCUUCAAAUCCUAUAUCACAGCCUAGCGCGUUGAGACCGACGCUACAAGUGAAGGAUGGUAGCGCUCUGUCUAGCCUUACUACACCUGCCAACGAUUAUCGCUUUUCCACAUCGCAUUACCAGUUUUCUCAAAGCAGCAAAGAGCGAAAUGAUAAUGUUGAAUUGUCAAGCAUACAAACCUCGUCACAAGACCUCACAGCGAGCAGUUCACAAAUCCCAGCGAAUGAUUCACCAAGACUGAUUUCAUCGAACCUGUCUCAGCAUCAUGCAGGCGCUACUUUUAUUUCCAACAAUUCGUCUGACUCGAGUUUUUCUGCGACAGCUGGACGCAGCUCUUCUGGGUUGAGUGGCCAUCCGGCAAUUCAUCGACUUGGUGGAGUAUCAGAAUCGUUGCAACAACGAAGACCAGCUAGAAGCACGUUAUCACUAUCGAGGCUAACUGGUCGACACUAUGACUCGGUGGAAGAUGAGGAGAUGAACUCCAGAUCACCCUGUAUGCUUGAGAUUGGUAGUGAUGGUCACCACGCCGGGUCUCCAUCACCCACAUUGUUAAGUCGGCCAGGUAACAGUGAACAAAGUUUUCGGUCGCGCUCAUCAUCGAGCAAUGCAUCACCGACUGUAAACUUGAGCGCCACAGAGCUUUCUACAGCUGUUCCUGUGGAUGACUCAUGUUCGAAGUGUGGCAUACGUGCGAGCGUGCUGGUUGAAUAUACCAAGGUGAAGGAAGAGCUACAGGCGAAGAAAAAGCAGUGGGAGUUUUAUUUUGCUGAAGACCAUAUGACUAAAAGCAAACUCCGAGAGGACGUCUUAGCUUUGAAGGCAAAUGAAUCCAAGGCGUUGGGGGAACGAGACAUAUUGAUUCAGGAACUGACGGGUAGAUUAGAGGCUCAGCAGCGGUACAUUGAUGAACUUCUUCAGAAAUGGGAAAUUCAGCGAGACAAGAUGUCGCACGGGGGCGGUGAUGCGGCUACUGUUGACGUCAAACGAAAGAUCAGUACUGAUUCAGCGAAGGAGGUAUCCGCCGCUGCGGCGGCAGCUGUGGUAGCCGCGGCCUCAGUGAACAGUCCACCGACCACGACUGAAGGAUCGACGGCCUCGGUGGCAUCUGAGAAUGCCUCUGAUUUGUCAGAUGAUUUCCAUGAUGCGACAUAUCUGAAGAAUCCAAAGAUGGGACCGCCCCAAAAGCAACAGGUGGAACUAGACGUAUCGAUCGGCAAGACAGGAAUAACCUCAGAGAAGUCUCAGGCUCAGGAGUCUGGCGGCUUAAGUGUGGUUGACUGCUCGGUUGGUUUACCGUUCGAAGUGACCGAUCAAGUGCUUGAUCCUGUUAUGCUUCGUCGGAAAGGGAGAUUCACAAGCCGGUCGCCCUUCCCAGCUGGAAUCCCGCUCAAAGGUGAUGCGAAAAGUAAAUCGUACCCGGAAAGCGGGGAGAGUGGGAAGCCAGUCCAGGUAUCACAAAGACCUGGGCGCAAGCAUCGUCAAAGACUGCUUUUUGAUGGCUCGAAUUUGAAAUCGCUUCACGUACAACGAGUCGGUCGAUUUGGUAAAAAAAUUGAAGAGGAUGACACGACAGAUCCGUUUGGACUGAUGCCCAAGAAUGCUGUACCGGUGUUGAAAGAUUUCACUCUUGGUUUCCGGGAGGGAGUUGUUGACUCCCGAUCGAAACGCUUACGACGGGGGAUGGUAGUCUACAAAGUUGGACGCAAAAUUCCAGGAGAAUUGAUUUAGUGGCUGGGAGGAGGGAGUUGUACGAGCUUGAGCUUGUGUAUUUUAAUGAUCUGUAUACUAAGGAUAGGAAGGUAAACUGCAUGUAAUUUUUUUCUCAAAUAACUUCUAAGAACGUAUAAAGAAACACCCUGUUAAUCCUAUAAUCAUCUGCA
Molecule: messenger RNA, 3140 nt
Organism: Myxozyma melibiosi
Lineage: Eukaryota; Fungi; Ascomycota; Lipomycetes; Lipomycetales; Lipomycetaceae
Exons: 5
Coding region: 175-2988 (937 amino acids)
Source: RefSeq, a predicted model, not a curated record